Messenger RNA from Paraphaeosphaeria sporulosa, 1682 nucleotides. RefSeq names its product Metallo-hydrolase/oxidoreductase. NCBI's taxonomy places the organism in Eukaryota, Fungi, Ascomycota, Dothideomycetes, Pleosporales, Didymosphaeriaceae. Gene Ontology annotation, molecular function: N-acylphosphatidylethanolamine-specific phospholipase D activity; zinc ion binding. Gene Ontology annotation, cellular component: cytoplasm; membrane-bounded organelle. The coding region runs from base 223 to 1491 and encodes 422 amino acids. The record is from RefSeq and is a predicted model, not a curated record. Gene Ontology annotation, biological process: N-acylphosphatidylethanolamine metabolic process; N-acylethanolamine metabolic process. The transcript has 4 exons.
GAUUUCUUCAAGACAGACGAAGAAGCACGAUUUGGGUCAUCGAAAGAAGCACCCUGGAGAUACUUGCAUACCCAUUCGAAAACGCAUCGCCGCUUCCAGAAACGAGAAACCUUCAGGCACAACACGCGGUCCUCACCAUCAACGUCGCCUCAGACGAAAUCGAAAUCGAAACCGAGGGACAGGAACUGGUGGCAGCCGCCGAACUUCGCCUUCACAGUCAAGAUGAGCGGCGCAGGUGGAGCAGGCAUCGCCGCUGCCGCCAUGUAUGCGGUAGUCAGCAAUCCCGCUGCCGUUGGUGCGAAACCUGAAGACGCGGAUGCGAAGGCGCAUCAUCUGAAAGACGGGAAGGGGUUUAUCAAUCCUUGGGACAGCUUUCGGGAUUUUGUGGGAUGGAAGAUGGGGAUGAGGUUGCUGUGGAGGAAACUCUCGGGCCAGGUGAAAAAAGUAGACACCACACCCCCAACCGUGCCCGUCGUCACACCUUCUUUCAGACACCCCCGGGAAGGCGGCAAGUUGCGAGCGACCUGGCUCGGCCACGCCUGCUACUACGUCGAGUUCCCGUCGGGCCUGCGCGUCCUCUUCGACCCCGUCUUCGAGGACUGCUGUGCGCCAGUCAACUUCAAGAUGUUCAAGCGCUUCACGCAGCCGCCGUGCGAGAUUGAGGAUCUCCCGGCGGUCGAUCUUGUGGUGAUUAGUCACAACCACUACGACCAUUUGAGCUAUCCCACGAUCAAAAGGAUACAAAAGGCCUUCCCGAACGCACACUUUUUCGCGCCGCUGGGGAAUAAGAAGUGGUUUGUGGACAACGGGGUGGGUGCGGGGCAGGUGACGGAGCUGGACUGGUGGGAGGAGCGGGACGUGCGACUGUCGCCCGGCUUCCCAGACGGUACCGCGGAAAAGAAAGAGAUGGGUGCUGUAUCUGUGAGCGCCGCCUCGACUCGCAGCAGCCCAGCGGACAUCACCGCCGCCAUCAGCGCCCUCCCCUGCCAGCACGUCUCCGCGCGCGGGCCCUUCGACAAGUGCAAAACCCUCUGGGCCUCCUGGAGCGUCUCCUCGGGCGGCGCCAGCGUCUACUUCGCCGGCGACACGGGCUACCGCGCGGUCCCCGAGUCGACGCCCGAAGGCGACGACGGAUACGGGCCCGCGUACGCCCAUCUCCCAGUGUGUCCUGCGUUCGCGCAGAUUGGCACACACCGCGGUCCUUUUGAUCUGGGCUUGAUUCCGAUCGGCGCGUACGAGCCGCGCUGGGUCAUGAGCCCCAUGCAUGCGAAUCCGCAGGACAGCGUGAACAUCUUUGUCGACACCAAGUGCAGGACAGCGUUGGGCAUGCACUGGGGGACGUGGGUCCUCACCGAGGAAGAUGUAAUGGAGCCGCCGCGGAAGCUGAGGGAGGCGCUCAAAGAGAAGGGUCUCAGGGAGGAGGUUUUUGGCGUUGUGGAUAUUGGGGAGAGCAAGGAGUUUGAGAGUGGGGAGGUGAGGGGAGGUGAGUGAGGCCGAGAAGCAGGCAGCAUGUGUCACGAAGAGGUGGAUGGAGCUUAUUGUACGAUGUAUAAAUCAACCAGGGACCUUGAUGAAAGAGCCACAACAUCUUGAAGAGAGAUGACCUUGCUCCAGCCCCAUUGUUAUAGUUCUCGCACAUGUUGCUUGCUGGCCACUGGGACAAAUUCCAUUCUUUGAACCUC